GUUACUUAGGUAAGUAUAUUGUUUCUCGCAGUGUGAGUUUGUUCACGGUCUGUGUAAGAAGCUACUAAGAUGCCGGUGCCUGACAGAAAGGGUCUGAAUAUCGUCAGCUUGGACGUGAAAGAUGUGCGGUUCCCCACCUCUCUUGGAGGCCAUGGCUCUGAUGCUUUGCACACAGACCCGAACUAUUCCUGCGCAUACGUCACCAUCACCACGGAAAGCGGUCGCCAGGGCUUCGGCCUCACCUUCACGUGCGGGCGAGGCACCGAGGUCAUCGUCUUCUGCAUCAGGACCAUGAAGAGAUUCGUGUUGAAUAAGAAUGCGGCGGACAUCUUUGCGGAUUUCGGUACUUUCUGGCGUACGCUUACUAAUGACUCGCAGAUGAGAUGGAUUGGUCCUGAAAAAGGUGUUGCUCACUUGGCGGUGGCGGCCAUAUUGAAUGCGCUGUGGGACCUGUGGGCGCGGCUGGAGAACAAGCCUCUGUGGCGACUACUCGUGGACUUAGAGCCGGAGGAGCUGGUGUCCACGAUAGAUUUCCGUUACAUAACCGACGUGGUCACUAAGGAAGAGGCGAUUCAGAUGCUCAAGUCUAAGCGGGCCGGUGUGCAGGAGAGAAUCAAGAUAUUGGAGGAAAAGGGAUAUCCCGCCUACACCACGCAAGUAGGCUGGCUCGGCUACAGUGACGAGGUACUCGCGCAGCUUUGCGCCAAGUACCUGGCGCUCGGGUUCACGCACUUCAAGGUCAAGGUCGGGUUGAACCUGCAGGACGACCUCCGCCGCUGCAGCGCUGUGAGGAAGUAUAUCGGGGAUGAUAAGUUCUUGAUGGUAGACGCGAACCAGGCGUGGAGCGUGGACGAGGCCAUCGAGUGGAUGAAGGCGCUGGCGCCGCUCAAGCCGAUGUGGAUCGAGGAGCCCACCUCGCCUGACGACGUGCUGGGACACGCCACCAUCUCCAAGGCUUUGAAGCCAUACGGCAUCGGGGUGGCCACGGGCGAGAUGUGCGCGAACCGCGUGAUGUUCAAGCAGUUCUUGCAGAGCGGCGGCGUGCAGUACUGCCAGAUAGACUCCGCCCGUAUCGGAGGGGUUAAUGAAAUACUGGCGGUUUAUCUCAUGGCGUGGAAGCUUAAUGUAAGCGUGUGCCCGCACGCGGGCGGCGUCGGUCUCUGCGAGAUGGUACAACACCUGCAGAUGUGGGACUUCGCGAGCCUGUCCGGUACCAUGGGGGGGCGCCUCGUGGAGUACGUGGACCAACAGCACGAGCACUUCGUGGACCCGUGCGUGGUGGAGAACGCGCGGUAUAUGGCGCCCAAGAUGCCCGGCUACAGCACAGAGUUCAUUCCGGGCACGCUAGAGAAGUUCGCCUACCCGCGCGGGAGCGAGUGGCAGCGCAUGUUCAAGGAAGGCAUCUUCCCGCUACCUGAUGAAGCUGAACUGGUCAACCCUUGAUGUCACAUGGACAUGUUGGUCUUCCAAAGAUAAGGCUAAAAUUAUGAACGAAUAGUU
This is a messenger RNA of Plutella xylostella (diamondback moth), 1500 nucleotides long. Its product is annotated as mitochondrial enolase superfamily member 1. The record is from RefSeq and is a predicted model, not a curated record. Gene Ontology annotation, biological process: carbohydrate catabolic process; amino acid catabolic process. Gene Ontology annotation, molecular function: magnesium ion binding; L-fuconate dehydratase activity. Lineage: Eukaryota; Metazoa; Arthropoda; Insecta; Lepidoptera; Plutellidae.